This is a messenger RNA of Rhipicephalus sanguineus (brown dog tick), 1869 nucleotides long. RefSeq names its product probable serine carboxypeptidase CPVL. The transcript is spliced from 5 exons. Gene Ontology annotation, molecular function: serine-type carboxypeptidase activity. Lineage: Eukaryota; Metazoa; Arthropoda; Arachnida; Ixodida; Ixodidae. The record is from RefSeq and is a predicted model, not a curated record. Gene Ontology annotation, biological process: proteolysis. Bases 1 to 1257 code for a protein of 418 amino acids.
AUGCCUCCCAGCCGCACCAAGUUAGGGCAAGAAAAAGACGUGGGAGAGCCGCUCUUUCUGACGCCUCUCAUCGAGGCCGGGAAGUACGGAGAAGCCUUGCGGAAAAGUAGAGUGGGCAAGAUAGGCGACCUUCCAGAUAUUCUCAGCUACUCGGGAUACAUCACUGUCGACAAGGAUCUGAACAGCAACCUCUUCUUUUGGUUCUUUCCUGCUAUGGAAGAUCCCGAGAACGCACCAGUGUCAUUGUGGCUCCAAGGGGGACCCGGCACGUCCUCUAUGUUUGGUUUGUUCGCGGAGAACGGCCCGUACCUCGUGGACGAGAAUGGCAAUGCGCGGCUGCGUCCGGUCACGUGGGCGCGCACCAUUUCGAUGUUGUACGUGGACAACCCGGUAGGAACAGGCUUCAGCUUCACGGAUAGUACGAAAGGCUAUUCGCGCAACCAGACCGACGUGAGCCGAAACAUGCUCGAAAUGCUGCAGCAGUUCUUCACUCUGUUUAGAGACUACGCCUCCAACGAUUUCUACCUUUCUGGGGAAUCGUACGCUGGAAAAUACGUCCCAUCCAUAGGCGUGGCUCUCCACGAGUCCCGAGGAAAGCUUCGUGUACCGAUCAACUUCAAGGGCAUCAUCAUUGGCAACGGCAUGACAGACCCCAUCACCAUGCUUAUUUACGGUGACCUCUUGUACAACAUCGGGCUCAUGGACCGAGAUCAAGCGAGACACAUGCAAGAAGAGUGCAACCGCACGGCGAGUCUCAUCCGGGAAAAGAACUACGUGCAAGCCACGGCACUGGCUUAUACAAUCAUUUUGGGCGUCGUCCCAGGAGUGCCGACGUACUUUGGCAAUGUCACAGGCUACAAAUACGGCUACAACUACCUGCUCACGGAGAAACCCGAAGAGCACAGCCGCUACAAAAGCUUCGUCGUAACGCCCACGGUGCGCCGAGCCAUUCACGUUGGUCAAAGGCCCUACAAUACCGACCUAGCUAAAGUGGCAGUCUUCUUCGCCAGCGACCUGAUGCAGUCUGUUCGAGACAAGUUGGCCUUUCUGCUUGAUAACUCCUACAAGGCACUCCUGUACAGCGGUCAUCUGGACAUCAUCGUCUCGUCAACUGCAACCGAGGCCCUCAUGUACUCCCUGGAAUGGUCGGGGUCCGAGGAAUGGUCGAAAGGCCGAGAAGAAAAUUUGGCGCUCGAGCGAUGGCGAACGCCUGUACGGCUAUGUCAAGCGCUGCGAGAAAUUCUACGAUGGUCAUAGUCCGGAACGGAGGUCACAUCACGCCGUACGAUCAGCCGGAGGCAACAUACGAAAUGAUCACCAGAUUUGUCAACGACGUCCCGAUUGUAGAAUAGUUCACGUGCAUUUUUAUCUAACGUAAAAGACAGGAUGCGUAGCAUAUAGGCUACGCCCCAGGAUUCGAGAGGCCUACACUUCUUAAUAGGCCUAAUAAAUAGGAGUAGUAAGUAGACCAAGUUCUCGCAAAAAAAAAAAUAGCGAGAGUGGUGGUUUGGGAAAGAUGGUAUUUAAUGGCGUUUUCUUGCAGUUAUAAAAGCAACUCCUAAUAAGAGCAGAAAAAAGAUAACGAAAACGAAACAAUAUGAGAGCGGAGGUAAAUAUUGGAGCUUGCCAUUCGCACACCUCGCCUCCUCUUUUCUUUUCUUCCUUCAUUCUGACUUGCGGUAGUAUCAAGCAAUCCUCACAAAAGGAGAUGAAAAAUUCUGGAACAGGUGGCGUAGAUGGAGCCAACGUUUCGACAAAUGGUCUGGAACCACCCCGCCUGGUGCCUGCGUGCACCACCGAUAUAGUUCGAGCUCAAUAAAAGUUGAUUCAUCAUCAUCAUGCCUUCUUCGAGGCAGCUGCCCUGAAGAA